GGGCAACAGGAAAUAUGACAUUUGAGUUACUUCCAUCGUGCAAUGUUAAUAUGUCAUCCAUCUGCAUGUGUUGUAUAAUAUUCAACCAGUUUGGACACUGAUGGCAUUUAAAGGAAAAGUUGCAACAAAUUCCCAGUUCAGUCAGCCAGUAGUCAGUCUGUCUCCCAUCCAUUGAUUUGCUCCAAUGCAUUGCGUGUCUGUCUGUGUUCGAGGUGAUUGGUUUAGGGUGCCCAUCGGGGUUCCCUCACCCUCCAUCCGGUCACUCGGCUCUGCGGCCCUGCAACGCCAUCGCAGGGGAAAAAAUCUGGAACGCGAUGAGUCGGAGUUCGUCGUCCGCCGGUGUCGAGGAGGCGAGCUACUGGACCAUGAUGACUGCGCGGCGGCCAUUCUAGACCACAACGACUUUAUUCAAUUAAUAUUGGCGGAUGAAGAUGACGAGCUUGGUUUCUCUCCACUGGCCACCUCUGUGCCAGACUAUCAGGAGCCCACAGAGUUCCUCUCUCUGGAUGGCAACAGUCUGACCACAGCAGAUCUGGUGGCUUUAGGCCAAGGCUUGUUCAAAGUAAAGUUAACCCCAGAAGCAGUGGACAGGGUCAUCAAAUGCAGAGCAGUGAUUGAUGGCUUUCUAAAGGAAGGAAAAGUUGUGUAUGGAGUCAACACAGGCUUUGGUAAAUUUGCUCACACGCUCAUACCGAAUGAUCAACUUGUGAUGUUGCAAGAGAAUCUUAUUCACUCCCACAGUGCUGGUGUGGGUUCCCCGUUGAGCGUGGAGAGAACACGGAUGCUGCUGGUGCAGAGGAUCAAUGUCCUGGCUAAAGGCUACAGCGGGAUCUCCAUGGAAACACUCGAUGACAUCAUCAAAGCUUUCAAUGCAUCCUGCCUGUCCUGGGUACCAGAGAAAGGCACGCUGGGGGCGAGCGGCGACCUGGCCCCCCUGGCCCACCUGGCGCUGGGUUUGAUGGGGGAGGGCAGAAUGUGGUCGCCACAAAGCGGUUGGGCCCAGGCCAAGGCGGUGCUGGAAGGACAUGGUCUCAAACCUCUUGUGCUGAAGCCAAAAGAGGGCUUAGCUCUGAUCAACGGCACUCAGAUGAUCUCAUCUCUGGGAGCGGAGGCUGUGGAGCGGGCGUUGGCCAUCGCCAGACAAGCUGAUGUCGUCGCCGCUUUAACUUUAGAGGCCCUGAGAGGAAGCGUGCGACCUUUCCAUCCCGCCAUACAUGCGGUGAAACCACAUCCUGGACAGAAGGAAGUGGCCGAGAGGCUGUGCGCUCUUUUGGACUCCCCCGUUUUCCCUUCCCAGAUUUCAGAAAGUCACAGAUCCUGCAACCGUGUCCAGGAUGCCUACACACUGCGUUGCAUCCCACAGGUUCAUGGAAUUGUGAAUGACACCAUCAAGUUUGUCCAGAUGAUCAUUUCAACGGAGAUGAACAGUGCCACUGACAACCCUCUGGUCUUUGCUGAGAUGAAUGAGGUCAUUUCUGGAGGGAAUUUCCACGGAGAGUAUCCUGCUAAGGCACUGGACUACCUGGCCAUCGGUGUGCACGAGCUGGCCAAUUUAAGCGAGAGGAGGAUCGAAAGGCUGAUGAACCCGCCUCUCAGCGAGCUGCCGGCUUUCUUGGUCCAAGAUGGAGGCUUGAACUCGGGCUUCAUGAUCGCACACUGUACCGCCGCUGCUUUGGUUUCCGAGUCCAAGGCUCUGUGUCACCCGUCCUCCGUUGACUCCCUAUCCACCAGUGCCGCCACGGAAGACCACGUGUCCAUGGGCGGCUGGGCUGCCCGCAAAGCUCUCACAAUCGUGGAGCAUGUAGAGCAAGUGUUGGCCAUCGAGCUGCUGGCUGCCUGUCAGGCUCUGGAGUUCCUACGUCCACUCGAGACCACUGCACCUCUGGAGAGGGUCUACCGGCUUGUCCGCUCUGUCGUCAGUGCUUGGGAUAAAGAUCGCAUCAUGAGCCAUGAUAUCGAGGUGGCUCACACACUCCUCAGACAGCAAAAGGUGUGGGCUGAGAUUCAACCAUACAUGGACAAAUACCGAAACAAGAUGAAAGAAUGAGACACAAGAGGACAAAAAUAUACAGGUUCCAUUUCAUUGGGCAGGGUUGUUCUAUAAAUAAAAAAUACUGUUAACUUUACACACAUCACAACUGAUCGUAUUCCAAUGAAAAAAAAAAACAAAAGCAGACACACUAUUGAUCAUUAAUUACAUCACAUCAAGAUAAA
Molecule: messenger RNA, 2214 nt
Organism: Syngnathus typhle (broad-nosed pipefish)
Lineage: Eukaryota; Metazoa; Chordata; Actinopteri; Syngnathiformes; Syngnathidae
Product: histidine ammonia-lyase-like
Exons: 20
Coding region: 185-2047 (620 amino acids)
Biological process (GO): L-histidine catabolic process
Cellular component (GO): cytoplasm
Molecular function (GO): histidine ammonia-lyase activity
Source: RefSeq, a predicted model, not a curated record